This is a messenger RNA of Melopsittacus undulatus (budgerigar), 1110 nucleotides long. Its product is annotated as protein ADP-ribosylarginine hydrolase-like. NCBI's taxonomy places the organism in Eukaryota, Metazoa, Chordata, Aves, Psittaciformes, Psittaculidae. The record is from RefSeq and is a predicted model, not a curated record. The transcript has 6 exons. Bases 37 to 1110 code for a protein of 357 amino acids.
CAUAGGGUACCCCCAGUGGAAGCCUACGAGGCCGCCAUGGUGCUGAGCGGGGUGGGGGAUGCUCUGGGAUACCGGGGGGGGCGCUGGGAAUACUGCCGGAGCGGGGAGCAGAUCCAUGCGGAGCUGCAGGACAUGGGGGGGCUCGAGGCCAUCGUCCUGGAGCCCCCAGAGUGGCCUGUGAGCGAUGACACCAUCCUGCAGCUGGCCACGGCUGAGGGGCUGGCCACCGGGCUGGAGGGGGAGGAGCUGCUGCAGGAGCUCGCCAGGCGCUAUGUGGAUGCCAUGGGGGACAUGGAGGGGCGCAAACCGGGACCCACGAGCAUCCUAGGUACGUCCCAGCUGCGCCCAGGGGUCCCCGGUGGUUACCGGAUCCCAUUCAACCCAACGGGCACCGGGUGUGGAGCUGCCAUGAGGAGCCUCUCGAUAGGGCUGAGGUACCCCCGUCCCCAGGACCUCCCAACACUGCUCGCAGUGAGCAUCGAGAGUGGGCGCAUGACCCAUCACCACCCGACCGGGUACCUGGGGGCCGUGGCCGUGGCUCUGUUCGCAGCAUUGGGGGUGCGGGGGGAGCCCCCCGAGCGGUGGGGGGCGGAGCUGCUGCGGGUCCUGCCCCUGGCCUGGGACUACGUGGAGAGCACAGGGGAGGCCGUGGAGGAGAACAGGGCGGAAUGGGGGUUCUUUGGGGAGGUGUGGGGCAGGUACCUGACCUCCCGCUCUCUGCUCUCUGGCUCCUCCCCCCCCCUCCUCCCCCCGCUGCGUGACGCGCGCUCACGUGACGCGGAGUACGCGCGCUGGGCGCUGGGGGCGUGGCCAGGCCGCAGCGGACACGACGCCCCAUUGGUCGCCCUGGACGCGCUGCUGGCGGCGGGCGGGGCCUGGGCCGAGCUCUGCGCACGCGCAGUGCUGCACGGGGGGGACAGCGACAGCACCGGCGCCAUCGCGGGGGGGCUGUGGGGGCUGCGCUGGGGGAUGGGGGCGGUGCCAGAGGGGUUACGUCACAGCCUGGAGUACGGUGAUAGGCUGAGGGCGGCGGGGCGGGGCUUACACAGGGUCACGUGGGGGGAGGGGGGCGGUGCCAAAGGGGUUACGUCACAGCCUGGAGUACGGUGA